Molecule: messenger RNA, 2397 nt
Organism: Taeniopygia guttata (zebra finch)
Lineage: Eukaryota; Metazoa; Chordata; Aves; Passeriformes; Estrildidae
Gene: PLA1A
Product: phospholipase A1 member A
Biological process (GO): lipid catabolic process
Molecular function (GO): glycerophospholipid phospholipase A1 activity
Source: RefSeq, a predicted model, not a curated record
CGCGUCGGAUGCCAUACAUGGCCUUGGAGUGCCAGCGAAGGGGGUUUGUGGUUUGUGGGGCGCGACUUCUGGCGACGGAAGUUGUCGCGUUGCUCUUACCUCGGGGAGGUUCAGCUCUGAUGACUGAAAACCUGAAAGUGAAUCAGUUUAGUGGGGAGUGGGAGCCACGCAGAUUAGGUGAAGAACGAAUUUCAGCAGGUGGCACGCAGCUCGCCACCUCCGAAAAUGAUCACGGAAUAGUUUGGGUCAGCUGCAACCCCUCUGCCAUGGGCAGGGACAGCUCCAGCCCGUUUUACUCCCUGGAGCCUCCUGGUGUUUUUUGUUUUAUGCUCACAAAAAUGUCCACUGUUCUCUUCGAGGGACACCUGGUAAUAUCUCCUUUUGAGGGGUGGGCUCAAGGCUAAGCCUGGCUAUGCUCUCCUGUUCCACCCAGGGUGAGGUUGAUCUCUGGGGGAGGGGAGUGAAGGAAAAGAAACAGAACAGAAACCAACUCUGACUUCGAGGGGUGUUCUUUGGCACCAGCUGCUAAGCAGCCCAUUCACAAAACUGAAACACACUUAGAUUCUCUUUCAUGAAUGACCGGUCUCUUGACACUGCUGAGUGUUUUUGAGGAAGAAAGGGAAAACCACGAUAGUCUGGAAAAUGAAGAUGGUUGAAGAUCCGAAGAGAAAACUGCUCAUGGUUCUUGCUCUCCUCUUGCUGCCCAGCUCAGCACAAACAGGGAAUACAGACAGACUCUCAGAGCAUCACUGCACAGACUUCCAGAGAGCCAAUUUCCUACGGGGCAGGAAACUUAAGGUCCAGUUUAUUCUGUUCACUUCCUCAAGCCCCAGAUGUGGAGAGCUGAUUUCAGAUGAUGAUAGCAUCAAGAACUGCAGCUUCAACAGCAGUCUGGAAACCAAAAUCAUCAUCCAUGGCUUCAGGGCUUUGGGUACCAAACCUUCCUGGAUCGAAGGGCUUGUCCAAGCCAUACUGCACACCAGCCAGGUGAAUGUGAUUGCAGUAGACUGGGUUUAUGGGUCUACAGGAGCCUAUCCCUCUGCAGUGGAAAAUGUCACACAGCUGGCCCUCACCAUCUCACAGUUCAUCAGAAAGCUCCUGGCCCUGGGAGUCUCAGGGACAUCUAUCCACAUCAUUGGGGUAAGCCUCGGAGCACAUGUCGGGGGCCUGGUGGGGCACUUCCAUGGCGGUCACCUGGGACGGAUAACAGCCCUGGAUCCUGCAGGCCCUAAGUACACCAGAGCCAGCCCCGAGGAACGCCUGGAUCCUGGGGAUGCCCUCUUCGUGGAAGCCAUUCAUACUGAUGCUGACAAUUUCGGGAUCCGGAUUCCUGUAGGCCACAUUGAUUAUUUUGUCAAUGGAGGCAAAGAUCAGCCAGGAUGCCCCCGAUUCAUUUCUGCAGGCUAUAACUUUCUAAUCUGUGAUCACAUGAGGGCUGUACAUCUCUACAUCAGUGCCUUGAGCCAUCCCUGUCCCAUCGUGGGGUUCCCCUGUGCAAGUCAUCAAGAUUUUCUAAAUGGUCAUUGCCUGGACUGUGCAAAGCCCUUCCUGUCCUCCUGUCCCAGAAUAGGCCUGCUGGAGCAGGCAGGUGUCAACAUGAGCAGGUUGCCCCAGGAAGUGAAAGUUUUUUUAAUGACCAGUCCUUCAGCCCCAUUCUGUGUAUACCACAGCCUGGUUGAGUUCCAGUUGCAGAAGAAAAGAAACAGAGUCACCAGCAUUGAGAUCAGUUUCAUCAGCAACAGCACCAAGGACACAGCGAAGAUCACCAUACCUAAGGACCAGGAGACAGGCAAACGGCUGCUGGCCCACCAAGUUCCCCUCUGCCAGAUAAACAGUGUGACCCUGAAGUAUAUCCCCAAGAAUUUUUUUUGGAGCAAGGAUGAGCCAUCCAUUGUUGGCAAGUUCUGUUUAGCACCACUGCCUCUCAAUAGCAGCAGGACAAUGUCAUGUCUGCCCUGGAGCCUCACCCUCCCCAGCAAAACAGACAUCUCCUAUGAGUUGCCUCCUGCCUGUGCCUAGCCCUGCCUUCAGGGUACACAGAACCAGAAAGGAGUCCUAAACCUAUUGCUGCUCUCUGCUCUCAGAUGAUACUUUCACCAUAAAACUGGAUGGGUUUUGUUACUCCCUGCAUAAGGGGCAAGAUGUCAAGGAACUGAAGUGCAUGGCAGAUUGACAAAUACAAGGUUAACUGGUUACAGCAAAAUCUUCCAGUUAAGACUGGAUUGACACUUUUGUCUCACAAGUUCUGUACCCAGCUCUCAAAGUGAGACAAGAAAGUAAUUUAAUCUCAAGGUUUGAAUCUGUAUGAAAGUAGGAUUGGAUAAUAUCACUCAUUUUAUGGUGGGAGUAUUAAUAUAAUUCAUUAGUGUUUUAUAUUAAACUGUCCUGAAAUCUUCA